UAUUUUGAUUUGGUUCUUCUGCUCCCUCCCUCUCUAUUUCAUUUCCUGCGUCUUCGCGGGUCCUUUUGACCACCACGCUUUUCUCUCCUUCUCAUUCAUUUUCACCAUCAAAACCAUUUCAUUUCUCUCCCUUUCUCUGUCAAAACAACUCACACAAUACUUGUGAUCAUAUAAACGACUACAUUUUUUUAUCUUCUUAAUUACCUUGAGUUUUUUAUUCUUAAAGGUUCGUGUUUUCUUUGUUUCUUUAUCAACAUAUUCACGUUCUUAAACGGGUUUCAUUUCUUCUAUGCUUCUUCAUUUUCUUGUAUGUUUCUUUGUAUGAAAAGUUUUGAUCUUUGAUGCAUGCAUUGCUUUCAUCUUUAUUUACGCAUUUAUACAUCAUUUGUUAGCUAAUAUGUAUAUGUAAAAGUGUAUAUAUAGUUGGAAAUCAGUUUUCUUAUAGGUGGAGAAAAAUUUAACCAAAAAACAAGGCCAAAAUGUCUAGUUUUGUGGGUGUUAUUGUGUCUGAUCCAUGGCUUCAAAGUCAGUUCACCCAAGUCGAGCUACGCACCCUCAAAUCCAAGUUUAUUUCGAUAAGGACUCAGUCGGGUCGUGUCAAGGUGGAAGAUUUGCCGCCUGUUUUUGCAAAGUUAAAGGCUUUCUCUGAAAUGAGUAAUGAGGAUGAGAUUAAGUCCAUCUUGGGAGAGUCCUGUAGGGACAUGACUGAAGAAAUCGACUUUGAAUCCUACCUUCGGGCAUUUUUAAAUUUGCAAGCCCGAGCAAUGGAGAAAUCAGGUGGUUCAAGUAGUAGUUCUUCAUUUCUAAAAGCAACCACAACCACUGUUCACCAUGCUAUUAAUGAAUCUGAGAAGGCUUCUUAUGUUGCCCACAUCAACAGCUACCUGGCUGAGGAUCCAUUCUUGAAAAAAUAUCUUCCAAUAGAUCCAGCUACGAAUGAAUUAUUUGAAGUUGCUAAAGAUGGAGUUUUACUUUGUAAGCUUAUCAAUGUAGCUGUUCCUGGGACCAUAGAUGAACGAGCCAUUAACACAAAACGUGUCCUAAACCCAUGGGAGAAGAAUGAGAACCAUACCCUUGGCCUCAAUUCUGCAAAAGCUAUUGGCUGCACGGUGGUUAAUAUAGGCACACAGGACCUGGCUGAAGCAAGACCCCAUCUACUACUUGGAUUGAUUUCUCAAAUAAUCAAGAUUCAACUAUUAGCUGAUCUCAAUCUAAAGAAAACUCCUCAACUUGUGGAAUUGGUGGAUGACAGCCAGGAUGUGGAGGAGCUUAUUGGUUUAUCGCCUGAAAAGGUUUUGUUGAAAUGGAUGAAUUUUCAUCUCAAGAAAGCUGGCUACGAAAAGCAAGUUACAAACUUCUCUUCUGAUUUGAAGGAUGGAGAAGCUUAUGCUCACUUGUUGACUGCUCUUGCUCCAGAACACAGUAGCCCUGACACCUUUGAUACAAAAGAUCCUACUGUAAGGGCAACCAAAGUUCUUGAACAGGCAGAGAAAUUGGAUUGCAAAAGAUAUCUCACUCCAAAGGAUAUCGUUGAGGGUUCACCCAAUCUUAACCUUGCAUUUGUUGCACAAAUAUUCCAGCAUAGGAAUGGAUUGUCUUUUGACAGCAAAAAGAUUUCCUUUGCUGAGAUGAUGACAGAUGAUGCACAAACUUCUCGCGAAGAGAGAUGUUUCCGACUGUGGAUUAACAGUCUUGGUAUUCCUACAUAUGUCAACAAUGUAUUUGAGGAUGUCAGAAAUGGAUGGGUUCUCUUAGAAGUUCUUGACAAAGUUUCACCCGAAUCAGUUAACUGGAAGCAGGCUUCUAAGCCUCCCAUGAAGAUGCCAUUUAGAAAAGUUGAGAAUUGCAACCAAGUUGUGAAAAUAGGGAAGCAGCUAAAGUUCUCUCUUGUGAAUGUAGCUGGGAAUGAUAUCGUUCAAGGAAAUAAAAAGUUAAUACUAGGCAAGUUUUUCCAUCUUUAUUUCCGUUGGGGAAUAAGUAAAGGUCCAUGUUCAUUUUUAUGGCAACUGAUGAGGUUUACUAUGCUCCAACUCCUGAAAAACUUGAGAUCUCACUCCGAGGGAAAAGAGAUUACCGAUGCUGACAUUCUAAACUGGGCAAACAAUAAAGUGAAGAAGGCAGAUAGAACCUCUCAAAUGGAGAGCUUCAAGGAUAAGAAACUUUCAACCGGGGUUUUCUUCCUUGAGCUGCUUAGCGCGGUGGAGCCAAGGGUGGUUAACUGGAGUCUUGUUACAAAAGGAGAAAAUGAGGAGGAUAAGAAGUUAAAUGCAACCUAUAUAAUCAGUGUUGCUCGGAAGCUUGGGUGCUCUAUUUUCUUGUUACCGGAGGACAUUAUAGAGGUAAACCAGAAGAUGAUCCUCAUUUUGACUGCCAGCAUCAUGUACUGGAGCCUGCAACAAGGGGAGCCAGAAUCACCCCCUGCUGAAGAUAGUGGCAUUCCUGAUGGCGAGAGUGAGACAGUCCUGUCUGGUGAAGGAAACGAAGAAAACGAAUCUUGAUAAAGAAUGAACCAAAGAAAAAGUUCUUUUAAUUCUUUUUUCUUUUUCUUAAAUCUUCAGUCUUAUUUUCAAUAGAAAAGAAAUGACAGGAGAUUUAACUACAGAUAGCAGAUAUUCAGCCGCUCUUUAUGCAAGCAGAGCUCAUUCUUAAGUGCUUGUAAACUACAGAAAAGUCCUGUAAAUUUUCCUUUUUGUAAUUAGAUUUUUUGCUGAUAGGUUUAUUGAUUUGACAAAAAAAAUCAUUGAUUAUGCUGAAUAAUGUGAUCUGGGGAGGUCGGGAUGGAGAGAGUUUUUUACUUCCAUCCUUAGAAACAGAUUAUUCGACAUAUACAAAACCUUUUGUUCUUGUAAAGGUGGAGUUUCUUUCUUCUGGUUAGGAAUACUACCGGGUUCAUCCGUGUCAUUGUCAAUUAUCAAA
Pistacia vera is the source of this 2916-nucleotide messenger RNA. Its product is annotated as fimbrin-5-like. Gene Ontology annotation, biological process: actin filament bundle assembly; actin filament network formation. Gene Ontology annotation, cellular component: actin filament bundle; actin filament; cytoplasm. The record is from RefSeq and is a predicted model, not a curated record. Bases 480 to 2498 code for a protein of 672 amino acids. Lineage: Eukaryota; Viridiplantae; Streptophyta; Magnoliopsida; Sapindales; Anacardiaceae. The transcript is spliced from 14 exons. Gene Ontology annotation, molecular function: actin filament binding.